AUGGCAUCCAGCCACUUCUCGCCGCGGCACAUCCCCGCACUGAUCCUCGCAUCCACGACCACGCUGGGCGGGUUCUGGCCCAUGCUCAACGCGCACUCGGCCAUGCUGGCGUUUGGUUUCCCGCCGCACCUGGCCGAGGCGCCCGCCGCGCAGCCUGUCAUGCUCCAGGGCCAGUCGCGCAGCACCAUCCUCGGCGCCCUCAUCUUCACCCUCUACUUCCGCCGCCGCUACGCCGAGAUCGACACGCUCAUGGCCAUCAUGGGGUUCUGGGGCGGCGCGGUCGACGCCUUCGUUGUUUGGAGGCACGGCAGGCCGGACAAGGCUUUCUUUCGGCUGGUCACGCUGUGGUCGUUUGCCGCUAUUGGGUUGGCGGGCUUGACUGCGUCGUCUGGGUGA
Lasiosphaeria miniovina is the source of this 396-nucleotide messenger RNA. RefSeq lists its product as uncharacterized. The record is from RefSeq and is a predicted model, not a curated record. Lineage: Eukaryota; Fungi; Ascomycota; Sordariomycetes; Sordariales; Lasiosphaeriaceae. Bases 1 to 396 code for a protein of 131 amino acids. The transcript has a single exon.